AAUUGCCCGCCUCCUUUCGCUCCCCUUUCGCCUUAUCGGAUGCGGAGCGGACAGCGGGGAGGGAAGUGGCUCUCCCGCAGCCACCUCAGCACCCGCAGCCCCCCGUGAGAACGAGCGGCCGCUCCCCGCCGGCGGCUCCGCGGCCGAUGCCCGCACAGACCUGCUGAUACUGUGUAUAUUUGAGAGGAAGAAGAUGCUUUGUCGGUAUGAGAUACAGAGCUGUUUCCUCUUGGCUUUUCUAGCUGUCACAGCUUUCUUCAUCAGUGAUGCCCAGGGCCAAGUGUCCCCACCAACAAGACUAAGAUAUAAUGUAGUGAGUCCUGACAGUGUACAGAUCUCUUGGAAAGCCCCCAAAGGGCAAUUCACUGGAUAUAAGCUUCUUGUCACUCCAAGUUCAGGUGGAAAAACAAAUCAAUUAAUUCUUCAAAACACUGCAACCAAAGCAAUUAUUCAAGGUCUCAUUCCAGAUCAAAACUAUGCUCUUCAGAUCAUUGCAUUCAAUGAAGACAAGGAGAGUAAGCCAGCACAAGGCCAGUUCAGAAUUAAAGAUAUAGAGAGAAGAAAAGAAACAAAUAAACCCAAGGUGAAGGAUCCAGAAAAAACAAAUGCGAGUAAACCAGCUCCAGAAGGAAGCCUGUUUACCUGCAAAACUCCAGCAAUUGCAGAUAUUGUGAUACUAGUAGAUGGUUCUUGGAGUAUUGGCAGAUUCAAUUUCAGGCUCGUUCGACUGUUCCUGGAAAAUUUGGUUUCCGCUUUCAAUGUGGGAUCUGAGAAAACAAGAGUAGGUCUUGCACAGUACAGUGGUGAUCCCCGAAUCGAAUGGCAUUUGAAUGCCUAUGGCACAAAGGAUGCUGUUUUGGAUGCAGUCCGUAAUCUACCAUAUAAGGGAGGGAAUACAUUAACAGGUCUUGCCUUAACUUACAUUUUGGAAAACAGCUUUAAACCAGAAGCAGGUGCAAGACCUGGAGUAUCUAAAAUUGGGAUACUGAUCACUGAUGGGAAGUCCCAAGAUGAUGUUAUCCCUCCUGCUAAAAACCUCCGAGAUGCUGGCAUUGAGCUGUUUGCUAUUGGUGUAAAGAAUGCGGAUAUAAAUGAACUCAAAGAAAUUGCUUCUGAACCUGACAGCACACACGUCUACAACGUGGCUGACUUUAACUUCAUGCAUACCAUUGUUGAAGGUCUUACCAGAACAGUGUGCUCACGAGUAGAGGAACAGGAAAAGGAAAUCAAAGGAACAAUUGCUUCACUUGGGGCUCCUUCGGAUUUGGUCACAUCAGAGGUAACAGCUAGAGGAUUCCGGGUUAGCUGGACCCAUGCACCAGGCAAAGUGGAAAAAUACAGGGUUGUGUACUAUCCCACUCGAGGAGGACCACCGGAAGAGGUUGUGGUAGAUGGAAGCGUAUCAACAGCAGUUCUGAAAAACCUGAUGUCUUUAACUGAAUACCAGAUAGCUGUAUUUGCCAUAUACUCAAAUGCUGCUAGUGAGGGCCUCCGUGGAACAGAAACUACACUCGCCUUGCCAAUGGCAUCGGAUCUGCAGUUGUACGAUGUGUCGCAGAGCAGCAUGAGAGUGAAGUGGAACGGAGUAGCGGGUGCCACAGGUUACAUGAUCCUAUAUGCUCCCCUCACAGAAGGAUUGGCAGCAGAUGAGAAAGAGAUAAAAAUUGGGGAGGCCUCAACAGAUCUUGAACUGGAUGGACUGUUGCCAAAUACAGAAUAUACAGUCACAGUUUAUGCCAUGUUCGGAGAAGAAGCCAGUGAUCCCCUUACAGGACAAGAAACUACAUUGCCUCUAAGUCCACCAGCAAAUUUGAGAUUUUCUGACGUUGGACACAGUAGUGCUAAGCUAACAUGGGAUCCUGCUUCCAAAAAUGUAAAUGGCUAUCGCAUCAUGUAUGUUAAAACAGAUGGAACAGAAACCAAUGAGGUGGAAGUUGGUCGUGUUUCAACCCAUACUCUGAAAAGUUUGGCACCCCUUACAGAGUAUACUGUUGCAAUUUUCUCCCUGUAUGAUGAAGGACAAUCUGAACCGCUUACUGGCAGCUUUACCACGAAAAGAGUUCCAGCUCCCCAGCAUUUGGAAAUUGAUGAAGCAUCAACAGAUAGUUUUAGGGUCAGCUGGAAGCCCACCUCAUCAAAUAUUGCUUUUUACAGAUUGGCAUGGAUUCCUUUGGAUGGGGGGGAAUCCGAAGAGGUUGUCAUAAAUGGAGAUGCAGACAGUCACGUUAUAGAGGGUUUGUUGCCUGACACAGAAUAUGAAGUUUCUUUGCUGGCAGUUUUUGAUGAUGAAACUGAAAGUGAAGUUGUUGCUGUUCUGGGAGCUACAUUUGCAAAUUCUACCAGAAUGCCUUCCACAGCGACUACUACCAGUGCCACAACCUCUGAGCCCACCACAGCAGUUUUUCGAACAGGAAUCAGAAACCUUGUUAUAGAUGAUGAAACAACCUCAAGUCUGAGGGUGACGUGGGACAUUUCAGAUUAUAGUGUCCAGCAGUUCAGAGUGACCUAUCUCACUGCGAAGGGUGACCGUUCUGAGGAAGCGGUAAGAAUGGUAAUGGUGCCUGGGAGACAAAAUACUCUUCUGCUUCACCCUCUGCUGCCUGAUACAGAAUACAAAGUUACCAUAACUCCGAUCUAUGCCGAUGGGGAAGGAGUCAGUGUCUCAGCUCCUGGCAAAACUUUACCCCUGUCUGCUCCUAGAAAUUUGCGUGUCUCAGAUGAAUGGUACAACAGAUUACGCAUCAGUUGGGAUGCCCCACCAUCAACAACAAUGGGUUACAGAGUUGUCUACAAACCUAUCAACAUUCCUGGUCCUGCGCUGGAGACCUUUGUAGGGGAUGAUAUUAAUACCAUUCUCAUUCUCAAUCUCUUCAGUGGAACGGAGUACAGUGUUAAAGUAUUUGCUUCGUACUCAACAGGCUUCAGUGAUGCCCUAACAGGCGUAGCCAAAACCUUGUACCUGGGUGUGACAAAUCUGGAUUCCUAUCAAGUCCGCAUGACUAGUCUGUGUGCUCAGUGGCAGCUUCAUAGACAUGCAACUGCAUACAGGGUAGUUAUAGAGUCACUUGUGGAUGGAAAACAACGAGAAGUAAAUCUUGGUGGAGGGACACCUAGACAUUGUUUCUUUGAGCUGAUGCCUGGAACUGAGUAUAAAAUCAGUGUUCAUACACAGCUUCAGGAGAUUGAGGGCCCUGCUGUAAGCAUCAUGGAGACAACAUUACCAUUUCCAACUCAACCACCAACAACACCUUCAACACCACCUCCACCACCUACAAUCCCGCCUGCAAAAGAAGUGUGCAAAGCAGCCAAAGCUGACCUUGCGUUCCUGGUGGAUGGGUCAUGGAGUAUUGGAGAUGACAAUUUCAAUAAAAUAAUAAGCUUUCUCUAUAGCACUGUUGGAGCUUUGGAUAAGAUUGGUCCUGAUGGAACACAGGUGGCAAUAAUUCAGUUUAGCGAUGAUCCCAGGACAGAAUUUAAAUUGAAUGCAUACAAAACAAAAGAGACUCUUCUUGAAGCUAUUCAGCGAAUAGCCUACAAAGGAGGAAAUACAAAAACAGGCAAAGCCAUUAAACAUGCAAGAGAAAUCUUGUUUACUGGAGAGGCAGGCAUGAGAAGGGGCAUUCCAAAGGUUUUGGUUGUCAUUACUGAUGGGCGAUCACAGGAUGAUGUGAACAAAGUCUCCAGAGAAAUGCAACUAGAUGGUUUCAGCUUUUUUGCUAUUGGAGUAGCUGAUGCCGACUAUUCAGAGUUAGUGAAUAUUGGCAGCAAGCCCAGUGAAAGACACGUCUUCUUUGUGGAUGACUUUGAUGCCUUUACAAAGAUUGAAGAUGAGCUGAUCACUUUUGUUUGUGAAACUGCAUCAGCAACCUGCCCAUUGGUAGUUAAAGAUGGCAAUAAUUUUGCAGGAUUUAAAAUGAUGGAAAUGUUUGGUUUGGUUGAAAAGGAGUUUUCCGCUGUGGAAGGGGUUUCAAUGGAACCUGGUACAUUUAAUGUUUACCCAUGUUACAGACUGCACAAGGAUGCCCUGGUGUCACAGCCUACCAAGUAUUUGCAUCCUGAAGGUCUCCCUUCUGAUUACACCAUCACGUUUCUCUUUCGUAUACUCCCUGACACACCUCAGGAGCCCUUUGCUCUUUGGGAGAUUUUAAAUGAAGGAUAUGAACCCCUGGUUGGAGUUAUUUUAGAUAAUGGUGGUAAAACUCUGACUUUCUUUAACUAUGACUACAAAGGAGAUUUUCAAACUGUGACUUUUGAAGGUCCUGAAAUAAGGAAGAUGUUUUAUGGGAGUUUUCAUAAGCUGCAUGUUGUUAUCAGCAAGACUACAGCCAAGAUAAUUAUUGACUGCAAACAAGUGAGUGAGAAGACCAUUAAUGCAGCAGGGAAUAUUAGUUCUGAUGGCAUAGAAGUACUGGGGAGAAUGGUGAGAUCCAGAGGACCGAGAGACAACUCUGCACCACUGCAGUUACAGAUGUUUGACAUUGUUUGUGCUACCUCAUGGGCCAAUCGAGACAAAUGCUGUGAGCUUCCUGGCUUGAGAGAUGAGGAAAACUGCCCUGCCCUUCCUCAUGCUUGUUCCUGUUCAGAAGCCAAUAAGGGUCCUCUUGGACCUCCUGGACCACCGGGUGGUCCAGGUGUCAGAGGUGCCAAAGGUCAUCGCGGUGAUCCAGGUCCAAAGGGACCAGAUGGACCUCGAGGUGAAAUUGGUGUUCCUGGACCGCAAGGACCUCCAGGACCACAAGGACCCAGUGGACUUUCUAUUCAAGGGCCUCCAGGGCCACCAGGUGAAAAGGGAGAGAAGGGAGAUCUUGGUUUUCCUGGCCUGCAGGGUGUCCCAGGAGCAUCAGGUUCACCCGGAAGAGAUGGAGCUCAAGGUCAAAGGGGCCUUCCUGGCAAAGAUGGACCCACAGGCCCACAAGGACCUCCUGGCCCAAUGGGCAUACCUGGUGCUCCAGGUGUUCCAGGUAUUACUGGAAGCCAGGGGCCACAAGGUGAUGUUGGAGCUCCUGGUCCUCCUGGAGCUAAGGGUGAAAGGGGUGAGCGGGGCGAUCUUCAGUCCCAAGCAAUGGUUCGUGCUGUUGCUCGUCAAGUGUGUGAACAGCUCAUCCAGGGUCAUAUGGCAAGAUAUAACUCAAUUCUGAACCAGAUUCCAAGCCAGUCUGUCUCAACACGAACCAUCGCAGGACCUCCUGGUGAGCCAGGUCGGCCAGGAGCUCCAGGGCCACAGGGUGAACAAGGAUCACCAGGCAUGCAAGGGUUUCCAGGAAGCCCUGGUCAACCUGGAAGACCAGGAGAAAGAGGUUUACCAGGUGAGAAAGGAGAAAAAGGCAAUCCAGGUGUUGGAACACAAGGACCCCGAGGCCCACCAGGAUCUACAGGACCUCCAGGAGAAAGUCGAACUGGCAGCCCAGGACCUCCAGGAUCAGCGGGCCCACGAGGUCCCCCUGGUCACAUGGGACCCCCAGGCUCACAGGGUCCUUCUGGUCCCCCUGGGUACUGUGAUCCGUCCUCCUGCGCUGGUUAUGGCAUGGGAGGCCCAAUCCCUUACAAUGGCUACCAAUCCAGAAGGUGAAAGGCUCAUUCUGGUUCAGGUCUCAUUGGGCUGAAGGUCAGAGAUGGAUGCUGAACUGCUCUGUGCUUUCCAGCAACGAUAUUGACUACCACUAAUGAACUUACAGCUGCUGUACAUGCACUUGGCUUCCUGGCACUGCUAAAAAUUAUUGGCUGACCCACUUUUGCCUGUUAAUCAUGUAUUCUUGCCCACAAUUGGAAUAAGCUAAAGCAGGCAGAGUGUGCAAUGUAUAAUGAGCACAGUAUUACAACUGGACAUUUGACAAAUUCUGGUGGUGGUUUCCAACUAACUUGGCUGUCUGUUGGUGGGUUUCCAAUUGCUCCAGCUUAUUAAUUUUGUUAAAUGUUUUCGUUGUUCCUUUAUGUGAAUAAAAGAUGUGUAUUUAAAGAUUAUAUAUAUAUACUCACACACGAUAUAGAAAUAUAUCUAUAUAUAAAAUGUCAAUUUCCUAAUGAAUGCUUUAAUUUUCUACUCCCCUUCUCCUGUGUUAACCAUAUGAAUACUCUUGGUGGUGGUGGGUUAAGGUGGAUACGGUGAGCCAACUGAUCAAGACAUCCCAGUAGUGCAGUUGCCACAUAGCUCCUACCAAAUCUAUGACCCUGAGGACCUUUAUGAUGGUGAGCAACAGCCGUACAUAGUUCACGGGUCCUACCCCUUACCAUCCCCAUACUCCCAGUCCUAUGCAUCACCUCAUCUUGCUCAACCAGAAUUUACUCCUGUUCAAGAAGAGAUGGAAGCCGUUGAACUGAGAUCCCCAGGAAUCAGUCGCUUCGCAAGGAGGAUGGCCAAAAGGAGCGCCAAGACUCCAGCACGCACAAAGGCAAAUGGAAAAAAACCCUCUCAAUGAACUGUUUAAAAAAGGGAAACAUUUUAUGUGCAUCUGUUUGGCCUUUUGUCCAGGUGCCUCACCUGUCACGGAAGAUGUUUACAGGCUCUUAUGUUAAAGGAGAAAAAAGUGUACAUGGCUGGUUGACACAACAAAUAAUGGUAAUUAUCUUGCAUGCCAGAAGCUUAGUUGUUAGUGGGUUGGUGCUAGAUGAUGACGAAAGGUCACUUGUAGGCCUUUCUCUGGAGUACUGUUCCGUUCACUAUUCAAACUGUAUAAAAACAUACUUCCAGCUAGUUGGUGUAUGUAGAACCAUCCAGAAAAGUUUAUGUUUGUUAUCAGUUUUUUCCUAGUUGAUUAUGUUCUGUUGGUUUUGGAUUAAUUGCUUUACUAGCAGAGUAACCCGACUAAAUUCACUGGAGAACAAUCAUAAUCAGGUUUCCUUGAACCCAGCUUAUUACCCUUUUGCAAAGAAUGCAUAUGUUAACAGGGUGUUGUUUUUUCUAACUCACAUGAUAUAAAUACACAAGAAUGUUCUGUGGGAGCACACUGAUAAUUUAUUGUGAACCUCUUUCAUUUCUGUUUUGUAUGCAAAUAAAAGUGGCAGGCUUUUGUACGGUAA
Molecule: messenger RNA, 7017 nt
Organism: Pseudopipra pipra
Lineage: Eukaryota; Metazoa; Chordata; Aves; Passeriformes; Pipridae
Gene: COL14A1
Product: collagen type XIV alpha 1 chain
Exons: 48
Coding region: 194-5569 (1791 amino acids)
Cellular component (GO): interstitial matrix
Molecular function (GO): protein binding
Source: RefSeq, a predicted model, not a curated record